UGUUGUGUUGUUGUUGUGUGUUCUUCCACACCUGACAGGGAACCGUUCUUUUAUGUUGUGUUAAACAGGACAGAGACAGAACUGGAACCAAGGCACACAGACCCAGAGCAGGGCUGUCCGCGUACUUUUGGCCACACGAUAGGGUGUUUUUUCUGCCGGCGGGGGGCGCUGUGGGGCUGCCGAGGAGCCGCUGAGCCAGCGGGGCGUCCAGAGGAGGGGGAGGAGGAGUAACCGGACACCGACUCAGAGAGCGGCUCCUGGCCGGUCAGAGCCCAGCGGAGCCCUGCGGCAGCAGCACGGAGCAACGGGGCGACGAGCAGAGUCACAGCCGGGACCAACAGCUGAGGAGCGGCGGAGGCUCCGGUCCUGCCUGCGGGACUUUAACUGCUUUGAACCCGCUUUUAUCUCCUCCUCCCGCCGCUCUGCCGCGCACUGUGGACACAUAACGGAGUUACCGUGAAAGUAGGUGAAGUACCGACACUGGUCCGCCGCCGGCAGCCUGACAGCCGCCAGCAUGAAGAAGAACCACUCGGGGAAACGGGGUCCGCAGGACUUGGCGUCGCAGAACUUUCAGCCCGAUAAAGUCGGCUGGAUCAGAAAGUUCUGCGGUAAAGGGAUCUUCAGAGAGAUCUGGAAGAACCGCUUUGUGGUUCUGAGAGGAGAUCAGCUGUUCAUCUGUGAGAAAGAGGUGAAGGAGCUGGGCCGGGCUGAUGAGGUUUUGGACCUGUCGGACUACGAGCGCUGUGAGGAGAUCCGCAAGAACAAGAGCCGCAGCAAAAAGAACCACAGCAAGUUCAGACUGCAGCGCUGCAGCACACCAGGGAACACGGUGCCCAACCUGGUCUUCCUGGCUGUCAGUCCAGAGGAGAAAGAGUCCUGGAUCAACGUCCUGAACGCUGCCAUCACCAGAGCCAAAAACAGAAUCCUGGACGAGGUGACGGUCGAAGACUCGCAGCUGUCUCACCUGACUCGAGAUCGAGUGAAGAUUCCUCACAACCGCCGGCUGCCAACCAGAGGCCACCUGCUGGCCGUGGCCUCUACGUCCUCCUCAGAUGGAACGCUGACUCUAGAUCUGAUCCAGGAGGAAGACGCUCUGUCUCAGGGAGCCAACUGCUGCAAUGGCUUUAGGAGUGACCUGGACAAGUCCCACCUGACUCCGGACUGUCCCAGGUCCAAAACUGAUGGUGCUCUUUCUACCAGGAACGCUGAGGCUUCUGGGAAAUCCCAGAGCCUUCCUCGCGAGGUGGCGGUGGUGUGGGAGCAAAUAGGUCCCAGCCAAACCGCUCAGGCAGGAAAAGGUUUGACAACGGCAGAGAAAAACCGCUGCGCCUCCAUGGAUGAGAUCCUGUCACAUUCAGAGACUAAAGCUGCUAAGAACAAGGCUGUGGUAGAGUCCCGUUCACCGGCCUCAACGCCAACCACGGUAUCCAUCAGCCAGCUGCAAGAGCUGAUCAACCAGAAGCUAGAGAAGACCGAGCGGCUGCUUACGGAGGUGCGGGGGGAGGCUGAGGGGGACGCCAGGGGGCGGGGGAAGGUGAAGUGCAAAGAGCCCGCUGAAGCAGCGCAAACUGAAGCUGAGAGACUCCUGAAGGAGGCGGCAGCGGCCUGGAGUCAGGCCCGGGAGGUUCUGGAAGAGGUGAAGGAGCUGAGGGUGUUGUACCGUCAACUGGACUCCUCUUCCCCCAUCACCCCCUCCAACAGUACAAAACUAAACCCGGACCGCAAGAGCCUGAUGUGAACUGGAGGUACGGACUCGUUCUGGUACGAACAGGUUCACACUCUGGUCUCAGACUUCGGAAGAAGCUGCUGAGAACCUGACAAACCGCUUUUAAAUUAUUUUGAAAAAUUCAGGCUUUGAUUUUCAGCUGUCGUAGGAACCAGGACAGAAUUCUGACACAGCUCAGUGCCCAGGGACAUCAGACGUCUUCAGAAAACAUCUGAAAAUAUAUGAAACAAAGGUGAAUCAGCUUAGCUGAAGUUGUACGAAAGCCUCUUUUUAGUUGUACAAACGUCCUCAGCAACAAAACUACUGGACAACACCUGAGGUACCUUUACAGGAAACUGACCUGACAUCUCUUACUGAAGGGAAUGAAAAUGUGCCAUGGAGAGUUUAGAGAUGAUGGAAAACCUCAGGAUUCUGGAUCCUUUUUAUUUUGUGGUUAUGUAAACUGGGAAACGUAAAGAAGAUGCAGUUUUGUGCAGCUGGGCUUUGGACUGAAGGACCAGCUGAGGGUACGAAUGCAGGGUACACAGGGAGGAGGACUCCUCUGAGUGAUGUCAGGACUCAUCACAUUUAUUUCUCUUGAUCUUAAUGCUGAUUAUCCUGAAUCACCUGAGAUUUUUGGGAUAAAACUCAAAUCAACAAGUUUCUUAUUUUUAAAGCACGGUGUACAAACUGUAUGAAAUAAAACAGGUUCAGCUCAUCUGA
Molecule: messenger RNA, 2428 nt
Organism: Toxotes jaculatrix (banded archerfish)
Lineage: Eukaryota; Metazoa; Chordata; Actinopteri; Toxotidae
Gene: plekho1b
Product: pleckstrin homology domain containing, family O member 1b
Exons: 6
Coding region: 515-1738 (407 amino acids)
Biological process (GO): regulation of myoblast fusion
Cellular component (GO): muscle cell projection membrane; ruffle membrane
Source: RefSeq, a predicted model, not a curated record